AUGACCUCAAUCAACUAUAUAGCCAAAGCUGCAAUGGCCCCCGAGGAUGCGAUCGGCACCAGGACCAAAUUUUUUGGCCAAGCACCCUGUGGUUGUUUGGCCAUCAGGUCUGGUCUUCAGAAAGGGUCUCAUGACGCAAUGUGGAAUAUUGUUGCAGGAUGCAUUGGGUCGUCGUGGAUAGUGGGGAGGAUACUCGGCAACGAUCAACCCGCCAUUGAGAAGGCGAAGAGUUGGGAUGCACAAGCUGGUGCUGUCUUGAACUUUGUGAUUUCUCAGCAAUUUGAGCUACUUGGAUGA
Messenger RNA from Linum trigynum, 297 nucleotides. Lineage: Eukaryota; Viridiplantae; Streptophyta; Magnoliopsida; Malpighiales; Linaceae. The record is from the annotation of a GenBank genome assembly.